UCUGCAAUAGGUCACAGCCCACAGGCCGCAGACAGUUUGAGUCAAUUUGACUAAUUUACAGACCACGGUAGUACGGUCACUAACUACAGUGAAUACUGAAUAGCGAAUGCGCUCCUCAGUCAUCGGAAAACCCGAAACCGAUAGCUGCAAGCUGGAACACAUUUACUCGUAGUUCGUACAAUACUCGACGUAGACCGCUAAUCAAACGCUUGUCGCUUACAAACUCGUAUUAUUAUUUUUAACAAUUUUAAAAUACAGUAUCGUUUAGGAGAGGUAUAGAUCGUUUAUAAUUCUGUUUCGGUGUGUGUGUUGUACAACGGUGAUUUGGCGCUGGUCGAAUAGCAAACGUUUCAUUCGACUACUCCGUGACGUUUCUGAACGAUGGCAAAUACUACGACACGGUCUUACGGGAAGACACCAACCCUUUCGUCGGACUUUACCACGCACGCCAUGGCCCUUUUACGACGGCGGCACAAUUCCUCACCGAACAGCCAAAGUGCAAAGCUCGACAGCAGCCUGAAGUUCAAAGAUAUCCGGCGAAUCAAACGCGAAAUCUACGAUACCUUUCCUGAUUGCUAUGUCGAAUGGAUAGAGAGGGUCAAUUUCCCGGAGAUGUAUGGCAUGUACUUGUUGCGCAAAGAGGAAAUGCAGUUGGAUAUAGGCGGAGCGGGCAGUGUAAAGGAAAUAUUGCUAUACCACGUGACCACUAAGUCCAGGGCCCUGAAGUCGCUGAAGAGCGGACUCGACUGGCGCCUUACUCGGCGUUCCAGAUACGGAUGUGGCGUGUCAUUUAGUGAAGAUGCCGAGUACGCCGACAAAUAUGCCGACAAUUCUACCCGCCAAGAUAAACGAGUUAUCAUGAUAUGCUCCGUGCUCGUGAAAGAAACAUACGUGGUCAACCAUAAAUGGAAUGAAGGAAACAAUUUGAUUGUACCACCUGGCACGGCCGACACGACAGUGAACAGUGAUGGUAACGUCUAUGUCAAGUACAAUGACUUUGACUUUUAUCCCCUGCAUUUGGUGUACUAUUCCUAUCACUCAGAUUAUGAUGACUACGAUGAUUACUAUGGCGGCGAUGACUACAAUGACAAUUAUUAUUUUCCACAUCAUUUCAACUUUGUCUUUGACGCUUUUAAUGGUUUUUAUCAGUAUUGAUAUUAUCUAUCAAACAUAAAUCACAGGUAGCAUUUUUAUUAAACACCUUAAUAGGUGAAAGCCAGGAAGUA
This is a messenger RNA of Metopolophium dirhodum (rose-grain aphid), 1226 nucleotides long. RefSeq lists its product as uncharacterized. Gene Ontology annotation, molecular function: NAD+ poly-ADP-ribosyltransferase activity. The transcript has 4 exons. The record is from RefSeq and is a predicted model, not a curated record. Bases 382 to 1155 code for a protein of 257 amino acids. NCBI's taxonomy places the organism in Eukaryota, Metazoa, Arthropoda, Insecta, Hemiptera, Aphididae.